Molecule: messenger RNA, 4356 nt
Organism: Boleophthalmus pectinirostris (great blue-spotted mudskipper)
Lineage: Eukaryota; Metazoa; Chordata; Actinopteri; Gobiiformes; Gobiidae
Gene: mapk1
Product: mitogen-activated protein kinase 1
Exons: 9
Coding region: 165-1274 (369 amino acids)
Biological process (GO): intracellular signal transduction; protein phosphorylation
Cellular component (GO): nucleus; cytoplasm
Molecular function (GO): MAP kinase activity; ATP binding
Source: RefSeq, a predicted model, not a curated record
AGCAGUGUGCUCGCUCUGAACGCACGGUCAAACGCAAACACUCUUUACAUGUCCCAGGCCCACCGUGAUACUCGUAGAUAGGAGCUUCGGAUUGGAGCGCAUAUUCGUUACCCCUUCUAAUUUUUCUGAUUGUUGGCGUAGUUACUAGAAAGCUAGUACUCGUAAUGGCGACGGCUGCGGUGUCUGCCCCUGCUGGCUGCGGCCCCAGCCCCGGGCCAGGUACGGAGCUCGUCCGCGGGCAGGCCUUCGACGUCGGGCCUCGCUAUAGCAACCUCUCGUACAUCGGGGAAGGAGCCUACGGCAUGGUGUGCUCUGCCUAUGACCGGGAUAACAAAAUUCGUGUUGCUAUUAAGAAAAUCAGCCCCUUCGAGCACCAGACGUACUGCCAGCGUACUCUCCGAGAGAUCAAGAUCCUGCUGCGCUUCAAACACGAGAACAUCAUUGGAAUCAACGACAUCAUCCGCGCUCCCUCCAUUGACCAGAUGAAGGACGUUUAUAUUGUCCAGGACCUGAUGGAAACUGACCUGUACAAGCUCCUCAAAACUCAGCACCUGAGCAACGACCACAUUUGUUACUUUCUGUACCAGAUUCUACGAGGUCUCAAAUACAUCCACUCCGCCAAUGUCCUGCACCGCGAUCUCAAGCCCUCCAACCUCCUGCUCAACACCACAUGUGAUCUCAAGAUCUGUGAUUUUGGUUUGGCCCGUGUGGCUGACCCUGACCAUGACCACACUGGUUUCCUCACAGAAUAUGUAGCCACACGCUGGUACAGAGCACCCGAGAUCAUGCUCAACUCCAAGGGCUAUACAAAGUCCAUAGACAUCUGGUCAGUUGGCUGCAUUCUAGCAGAGAUGUUAUCCAACCGACCAAUUUUCCCUGGAAAGCACUAUCUGGAUCAACUUAACCACAUAUUGGGAAUUCUUGGCUCUCCUUCUCAAGAAGAUCUCAAUUGCAUCAUCAACAUUAAAGCCAGGAACUACUUAUUGUCUCUUCCACUGCGCUGCAAAGUUCCCUGGAAUCGUCUCUUCCCCAAUGCUGACCCUAAAGCCUUGGAUCUGCUGGACAAAAUGUUGACCUUUAACCCUCACAAAAGGAUCGAGGUGGAGGAGGCUCUAGCACAUCCCUACUUGGAACAGUACUAUGAUCCCACAGAUGAGCCUGUUGCUGAGGCACCAUUUAAAUUUGACAUGGAGCUAGAUGAUUUACCCAAAGAGACACUAAAGGAGCUCAUCUUUGAAGAGACUGCACGUUUCCAGCCGGGCUUUAGGUCCUAACACCCUUCACUGGAAUCUGUGGACUGGCAUCUGGAUUGCCACUGCUCCUCCCCACUUCUACUACAUCGCAGUAACUUUUGGUUAUACCUUAAUUUCCUCUUUUGUUGUCCUAAUCAUCUGGACCCCUUCCCUGGUCUCGCGUGUCAAGGUCACUUUGCUCAGGAAUGGCGAUCGGACUCGACAAAUCAGUCAUUUUGUGUGACACUGUUGGAGGUGAGGGGAGGAGGGGGUCAUAUCACAGGUUACAGUCUGGGGUGGUAUUUGUUUCAAAGCCACGAUCAACCAUUGUCUGCGUCAUUGUCAAAGGCUGUGCGGCUCUGGCUAUUCCCUGUGCACCUUUUGUUUAGUGCGGUCAUAAACUAGCUGUUGUGCUGUGGUGACUUUUAAACAAGCAAGCAACGUUACUCAAUCAUCAUCUUUAGUAUUUCAUUGCCUGUCACACUGUUCGAAUAGAGGAUGUAUAUUUUCUUGUUUAUAGGAAAACCAACUGAUUUAUGCAAACAAGUCAGAGUUAGCCAGAGACCUCAUGGGCCAAAAGCCAUCUCUGAAGAGGUUUCACUCUUCUAAAGCUGUCUAUUUGAUCAUAGUUUAUGUAUUUUAAAUAUUUGACACACACAAUAAUGCCCCAAAACAAAUGUAUACACAAACAUAUAAACAUAUAUAUAACAUAAAAGUCUUAAAUAUUUUAAUGGAAUAUGUGCAGUUAGAAGAUAAAUUGGGAGUAUCUAUGCUUUAUUUUCUGCGAGUAUCUAUUCAAAUGCCCUUGUUUGUUUUUGUAUUGACUUCCAGUUGAAGUGAAGUUAAUGGAAAAUCAAGUAAACACAAACUAAGCUUGUGCUGUGGGUUUUGCCUUGGCUUUGAGAAAGCUGUCUGCUUGCUUCUUUCCGAGCUGUGUUCACCGUGGUUUAAUACAGAGAAAAGUUUCUAUGUCAAAAACAUGGUUGUGCCUACCCUUUGUUUCGUUUUUCAGUCUCUUUUCCACCUUGUGGGAAUUCUACUGUGCCCUUUGCAUGACUGUUAUAAGCUCUGUAUACAAAGAUGACAAUGUUAAGUGCCACUCAAGCCGGGCCAGCCCAUCGUGGAGUGCCUGCGCUCUUUUAGUUCUACCUUUGUGGUAUAUCACACUUUCCGAUCACAUGGUGCUUUUGUCCUCUUUUGCUUCAUUUUGUCUUUGUUGUAAUACAAAAACAGUUCCCUCUCUUUUUAAGGUUUGCAUGUAAAUCUUUUUGUAAAAGGAGAAUAACCAUGCACACGCACACACACACACACACACACACACACACACACAUAUAGUAAUGCCAAUUACAAAACUUUUUUUCUGUAUUUGAGUGAAAUGAAGUAACUUUGCACAUAAAUUUACUUAUUGUUAUUGUUAUUAUUAUUAUUAUUAUUAUUGCUGAGUGUCAGUAGUACCAAGUAGAAAAUGGACAAUACCACAUUUUCACAGCUCUUAACUGCUAAUUGAAGACUGUUUAACAAAAAAAUUGUAAUUACACAUACAUUUUGAAGUUACAUCUUUAAAUGAAUUGGCUAAUUUUCAAGCCUCCAUGUUGUGUAUUUUUUCCUAAUCUUUUGGUACGUCAUCAAUUCAGUAUUUGUUUUUUUAUUUUUCACUUGUAACAUUGUGAAAUGCAAAAAAUACAUCUUAACAAAACCGAUGAAUUCAACUCAAAUUCAAGCACUUAAUUAAAACAGUUCAAAGCUAUUUUUAAAAACCUAUUUAUGGUCUACAUUAUUUUCCUCACAACUUCAUUACAUGUUCCAUAUGAACAUUUUCACUUUUAAUAACUGUUGGUUUUGUUUCCUGUGCUUUCUGUAUUAACAAGUUUAUUCAAAUAGAUUAUUUGUUGGUUUAAAAUGCUAAAUAAUUUUGUAAUGUGGAAUAUUUGUUUUGGUCUAAAUCAUUGACAAUUAACUCUUUGAAAACUUCAUGAAUUGUCAUGCAAUCAUGUAAAUUGGCAUUUUGCACAAAGCAGAAAUGAUGUAAAUCUUGUACUGUUUAAAUUAAUCUGAAUGAAUUGCUUGAAAGUAAUCAUGUAUCCAUGAAUUCUCAAGUGUGUCUUUACAGCAUGUCCAAGGUUUUCAAAUUACUUUUUUUCUGUGGGUUAACUUGGGAAGCUAAUGUAAAAUUGGAAGUUUGCCUGGUCGACUUUUAUUUUGUCGCACGUUUUUAAACAGGACAUACUGACGUUGUGCAGAGGUUUACCAAUGUAAUGCCAUUUUUGACCAAAAUUUAUUAGAUUUUUAUUUUUUAUUUUUUUCAAAAACACUGCUCUUACCAAGUUCAUCUGAUGUGAGAUUUCAGGUUGAAAUGCCUCUAAUGAUCCUCACCUUUGCUCUAGACAGUACAUCUGUGUAUCCGUUUGAAAUGCACUUCUUCUGCAGUAGUUGGGGCUUGUAAUCCGAGGUGCCUGCCGGGACUUGACUGAUCUGUAGAUAGUCUUUUCCGUGUUCAGUGAGAGGGCACUAGAAACCUGGGAUUAGUUGUUUUAAGCUUCAGCUGACUCUAUGUGCAACCUGUCUGUCUGUGCCUUUUUGAUAGUCUUGAUAUCCAAGAUUUGAUGUGCAGCUUUUGUUUAGUCGGGGACUUGUUGCAGAUAAGAUAUGCUCUAUGAAAAUGAACACAAUCAAAGAGGGGCGGGAGGCAUGGCGGGUGGGAAUGCUUUUUCAUUUCUGUAAAAUUUUAAGAGAUGUGUUGCCACAACCGUGAUUUGUGACUAUAUUGAAAAAAAAUGAAACAAACAUUUAUAUUUUUGAUGCUUUCCUUAUUCCUUGAGCCUUUCUUUUGAUGUUUUGUGCAAAUAUUUUUAUUGUAAAAAUGAAUGUUAUGUUUCUAUCAGACACUAAUCUUGUUUGAAAUGUCUUCAGUGGAACUACUUCACUCUGUAUGUUUUGAUCAAUAUAAACCUUUAAUUGUGUACUUAACACUUUGAAGAAAAGAGGUCUUUGGUUGUAUUUUAAAAAUGUUCUGUUAGACCUGCCAUAGUAAUUGUUUGAAAUGAGUCAAGUUUUACUUUGCUGUUGUGUGAAGGAUUUGACUUGAACGAAGCAUUUCUUUGCUAUUAAAAACUGUCACUUUGAA